AUGACUCUCUACAUCAACUUCAUGAUCCGCAAUGGGUCAAGGAUGAUCUCGCCAUUAUUCAAUGGAUCUACAUGCGAGUCUCCACAGAGAUCUUCAAUCGUCCACUGUGACGGUGCCUUUGCCGCCGAUCUAUGGGCGGCCCUUCGUCAGCUCUUCCAGGACAACGUCGACGCUCGCGCCAACAAUCUCCACACCAAGCUUCGAAAUACGGUGCAAGGUGAUUCACCAGUCGGCGUCUACUGCCAACGCCUCAAGGCGAUCACGGAUGAACUCCGCGAACUUGGUGAUCCGAUCGACGAUCGCCAACUCAUCAACGUCCUCCUCGUCGGCCUCAUCGAGCGGUUCGAGAAGCAGGCCUCCUUCAUCCCUAUGAUGCGUCCGCUUCCCUCCUUCGCCGAGGUUACGGUCUCCCGCUCGUCUGCUGAAGCUGAGUACCGCGCUGUGGCUCAUGCGGUUGCUGAAACGGUUUGGUUGCGCCAGUUGCUGUCGGAGCUGCACCGUCCUAUUGAGCAAGCUACCAUUGUUUAG
Messenger RNA from Aegilops tauschii subsp. strangulata, 528 nucleotides. Lineage: Eukaryota; Viridiplantae; Streptophyta; Magnoliopsida; Poales; Poaceae. The record is from RefSeq and is a predicted model, not a curated record.